GUUGUGAAAGAGAAACAGAGAGACAGUGUGAAGAGAGAAGCCAUUGGUAAAGCGCUUUCUCUUUUUCUCUCUCUUUUCCGCCAUUGUCAAUUUGAUUCUGUUCUGAGCUAAGAGAAGAAAUCUUCACUUCCAGUCACUUCUCCAUCUCUGGUUUUUGACGUCUCGAUGUGGAGUUAGGGUUUCGGUACGCUUGAUACCAUUUCUUGGAAUUUGGAGAUUUGGAUUCUGCUGCUGCUGGUCUAUUCCUCGGAGAAGCUGGAGUUUUUGUACUGGUAGGUAUUUUUCUUCUUCCUGUUUUGUGUAUUGGAUCAAAAUUCUGAGAUACGCUUGAUUGCUUGGGGGAUUUUGAGGUUUAUUUGCCUGGAUUUGAGGGGGCAAUGUUAGAAUAGUCAUUUGAGAUUUUGUUGGUUUGAAACUGUUCUGGUUAGAGUAAUUGGUUAGACAGUGAUGUCUAUGAACAAUAAUAAUCCGCCGAAGAGCCUUGGAGGGACUUCUUCAUCGCCUUAUGGAAAUUCUGGUAUAGUUCCACCGUCUAUGGCAGCAAACGCCACAUUUUCUCAGCCGCAAGCUCAAUUAGGAGCUGGGUUUCAAAAUCCAUUUCAGCUGUCCCCUGCUCAGGUUCUUGCUCAAGCUACAUUAAAGGCGCACGCUCAUGCCCAAGCUCAAGCACAAGCAGUUCACGCGCAGUUUCAAGCUCAGCUACAAGCUCAAGGGCUGUCUUUAUCUCAGAGCCAGAAUGUUGGUGGUGGGAACAUGGGAUCUCCUUCACCAGGAUUUUCCACACCCGGUCUCGCUGGUGCAAAGCGGAUUCCUCAAAAGCCACCAGUUCGGCCUCCUAUUCUUUCUCCUGGUACCCCAUUUUCACCAUUGAAAACAAUGGAACUCACGCCUGCUGCUCGUAAAAAGAAGCAGAAGCUACCUGAGAAGCAGCUUCAGGAUAAAGUUGCUGCAAUUUUACCUGAAUCUGCUCUCUACACUCAGCUGCUCGAGUUUGAGUCCCGUGUCGAUGCUGCUCUUGCAAGAAAGAAAGUUGACAUCCAUGAAGCUCUUAAAAACCCGCCUUGUAUCCAAAAAACUCUUCGAAUUUAUGUCUUCAACACAUUUGCAAAUCAGGUUAACACAAUACCCAAAAAACCAAAUGCCGAUCCUCCUACCUGGACCCUUAAGAUAAUAGGUAGGAUCUUGGAAGAUGGGAUAGAUCCUGAUCAUCCUGGGGUGGUACAAAGAUCAAACCCUUUGUACCCAAAAUUUUCAUCUUUCUUCAAGAGAUUAACUAUUUCCUUGGACCAGAGGUUAUAUCCAGAUAGUCACAUCAUAGUAUGGGAGAAUGCUCGAUCACCGGCACCUCAUGAGGGCUUUGAGGUGAAAAGAAAAGGGGAUAAAGAAUUUUCGGUUAACAUUCGGUUAGAAAUGAAUUAUAUUCCAGAGAAAUUUAAGCUGUCGCCUGCUUUGAUGGAAGUUCUUGGUAUUGAAGUUGAUACUCGCCCAAGAAUAAUAGCGGCAAUCUGGCAUUAUGUAAAGGCUAGGAAACUUCAGAAUCCCAAUGAUCCAUCUUUCUUUCAUUGUGAUCCACCUCUCCAAAAGGUAUUUGGGGAAGACAAAUUGAAAUUCACCAUGGUUUCGCAGAGAAUAUCACAACACUUGUUCCCUCCACAGCCCAUACAUCUGGAGCAUAAGAUUAAGCUUUCUGGGAAUAGUCCAGCGGGUACAGCAUGUUACGAUGUGUUGGUUGACGUCCCUUUCCCAAUUCACAGGGAAUUGUCUGCUCUAUUAGCCAAUGCAGAGAAGAACAAGGAGAUCGACACAUGUGACGAAGCAAUUUGUACAGCUAUAAGGAAAAUUCACGAGCAUCGUCGGAGACGUGCUUUUUUCCUUGGAUUCAGUCAGUCUCCUGUGGAGUUUAUUGAUGCCUUGAUUGAAUCUCAAAGCAAGGAUCUCAAACUUCUUGCAGGAGAAGCUAGUCGAAAUGCUGAUAAGGAGCGCCGGUCAGAUUUCUUCAAUCAACCAUGGGUUGAAGAUGCUGUCAUCCGGUACAUAAACCGAAAACCCACAGCAGGGAGCGAUGUACCUGGAAGUACAUGACUGGAUUCUUGUUGAGCUGCUAUGGAUUGCCAUUUUUUGUUGGGAUUUUCAUUGGAUUAGCAUGCUAAGAUACAUGUAUGACACCCUUUAGUUUAGUAGCAAACACCGGAUGGUUGCGAUGCCGUGCAAAGGCUUCAUUAACGCACAUGGUAUGUGAAUUCCAUAAAACUCGCUCUUUUAGUCCAAGCAAGCUUUAAUCAUCAAUUAGCUGGUGAUGCCAAUGCUUCAUUAACAACAUAUGGUUUCUUCAUAGUCAUUUUCUUAGAGCACCCUUUAUUGUAGUAUGGAAUAUUUCUUGUAGUCGAAUCUGCAACCAUAUAAAGUUGAGAUUUUUUCUGGUAAAGCAUUGUGUAGAUGAAAGUUCAUGAUGAUUUGUCAAUUAUUCCUUGAACAAGUAGUUUGUAAUCUAAAUAUCAUGUUUCUUGAUACUUGGAGGAGGUGCAACUAGAGAAAUUCGAGAUCGGCGAUCUGUGUCUUGAUUAGAUUGACACGAUUUAAUACUAUUAUCUUA
Messenger RNA from Cucurbita maxima (winter squash), 2593 nucleotides. RefSeq names its product SWI/SNF complex component SNF12 homolog. Gene Ontology annotation, cellular component: nucleus; SWI/SNF complex. The coding region runs from base 448 to 2082 and encodes 544 amino acids. Gene Ontology annotation, biological process: regulation of transcription by RNA polymerase II. The record is from RefSeq and is a predicted model, not a curated record. The transcript has 3 exons. NCBI's taxonomy places the organism in Eukaryota, Viridiplantae, Streptophyta, Magnoliopsida, Cucurbitales, Cucurbitaceae.